This is a messenger RNA of Coccidioides immitis RS, 4231 nucleotides long. RefSeq names its product nuclear pore complex protein Nup133. The record is from RefSeq and is a predicted model, not a curated record. Gene Ontology annotation, cellular component: nuclear pore outer ring. Gene Ontology annotation, molecular function: protein binding; structural constituent of nuclear pore. NCBI's taxonomy places the organism in Eukaryota, Fungi, Ascomycota, Eurotiomycetes, Onygenales, Onygenaceae. Gene Ontology annotation, biological process: transcription-dependent tethering of RNA polymerase II gene DNA at nuclear periphery; poly(A)+ mRNA export from nucleus; protein import into nucleus. The transcript is spliced from 5 exons. Bases 164 to 4081 code for a protein of 1305 amino acids.
CGGAGUACGGAGUCCGGAGUACGACGUAUGGAGUGCUUUGUCAAGGCGAGUGAAGUUUUGCGCGCUCUCUGUCGGAGCGUGUCCUCGCCAAACGCUGAACAGUUCCUUCAAGCACAGAAACAGGAUUGAACCUGCAAACUUCUGUCAAUUCACCUUUUUCAUCAUGUUUUCCACAAAUAGUGCAACCCAGGUUCCGUUAGCUUAUAGAAACUCUCGCCGAAGACAGAGAACCUCAGAUGACGUUUCCGAUUCGCCGAAAGCAAAGAAACAAAAAUCACUGCUGCGGGAUACUUCCUUCGAUAACUAUGAUACAGAGGAAGAGAGCGAAAUACACCUUGGUUUUAAUCAAAGCGAAAAUGAGACAGCGCGAAGGGAAUCAACUCCUCCGAACAACACCGGCUUAGCUGAUACCUCUAGUCCGGCGCCAGAGAAACUCGAUAACUGUGACCGCCUUAAGAUGUCAAAUAUCUUGGUAAAUAACGACUAUUAUUUAGCUACUCAUUUACCAUCAGUCCCGGAUAGGGUGAAGGAGAUCUUACGAGAACCAUUUCGUUGUGUUAUUUCUCCCGAUGCUGGAUAUUGCGUUGCCCUUACCAGAAGGAACGCAAUUCUAUGGCCAUAUUCGGCCGCCUCUACGUCAUUAGCUACGAAUGAUGUCCGUGUGCUUUCCCUUUUAGAACUUUCAGGAAAGCCGAGCGACGCUUUACCUUUAGCAACCCUCAUCUCUCCAUCAACUCACUCGGAACCUGGUUUAGUCAUUGUCCUUCCAUCAACCGGUGACGUUCUGUUUUGGGAAACUGUUUCAAAUCCGACGAUACUUGGGUUGAUUAAACAACAACGGAGCGGCUUACAAGAUGCAAUCCCUGGACUGCUUUCUGGUGAAUAUGCGACAGAGAUCGUUAAUGUUGAGCCAGCGGGGUUCAUAGUCAUAUUAUCUACAGGACGGGUCUGUCAUGUUUGCGUUCGAGACUCACAGGGAAAGCCGGCCCUUAACUUUCAAUUUCUCAAUGCUUCAUCGCGAUUAACGGGCGGCGGUUUACUUGGAGGAAUUCGGAAUGUUCUUUCAAGUGCUUCUUGGCGGAAGAAUGUAGUUGCUGCCAAGGCUGGCAAGUCAUAUCGACGGGGGCACCGCAACCUCUUGGUUGCUACAAAUUCCGGUUUAAUAGAAGUUUGGGACACUCAUUGGAGCAAUGGGAGUAUCUUCAAAACACGGAUCGAGGUGGUAAAGGCGGUAAGUCACGCAUUGGAGAGUUGUGUUAUUUCGACAGACUAUCAUCCCGAUUCCUACCAGCUUGUGGACUUCACGUUUCGGGAGGACUCUAGCAGCGUGGACCUAGAGGGAAAUGAGGAUAGAUACUCACUAUGGGUGCUUUUGUCCGCCACACGACAGCGGUCGAACUGUUAUUGGGUUGUUGAGGUAGAUAUCCACGGCUCUCAAGUCACCGUCGGUCGUAUUUCCUCAGUCACCCCUAGACCGACUGUGACUAGGCGCGAUAAUCUAUGGACGCCACGGAUACACGUCCCUAAACCUGGUCACACUGGAUUCAUUAUUUUCGAGUGUGGAAUUGUUUUAUUAUCUUUGGUACCAUUGCGAGAAUCGCCUUCUUCGCAGCUAUUGCUUGACGGCGGGCCUAUUCCGACCCCGUUUCAGGACUAUAUCAAAUUCCGCGAUGAAAAUGACCACGCAAUUCUUGGAUGUGGAGUUGAGCGUUCACAAUUUGACCAGAAAUCUCCGUCUUGCCUCAUAAUGGUUCAGAAUCUCGGCUUGAUUCGUAUUUCCGUUCGUGCUCGACCCAUAUCCCGCACAGGUGUUGACGAAGGUCGGAUAACGGUGAAAUCUCGACUUGAACAAGUUGUAUUUUAUGAUAUUAAAGGCAACCCAUUGGAUCUUACUUGCUACGAGGAACUGUGCAUGUCGCCAAGCGCUCUUGAGGAUGCGGCUCUCCAGAUUAGCAGCGAUAUCCUUCGAUCUAAUUCCAAAUUUGUUCCCGCGACGGUGGCAAGCUUAGAUGAGCAAAUGAAAUUGCGGUCUACAGCUCUUUGCGCAUUGGCUACUUAUCUAAGCAAGCAACAUUUCCAACUCUCUUAUCCGGCAAGAUGGACUCUAUUAUCACACGCUGAGAAAGUAGCUGCUCAUAGGGCGGUUUGGAAAGCUCAGGAAAAUAUAUGUAGGAACUCUGAAAUUGGUGGGACUCAUCUGGAAUAUAUUCUAGGACAGAUGGGAGAAAGGUUUAGAACCAAAUUCCCUUCUAGCAAUAGGGAAGAAGAUCUUGUUCGCCAUUGGUUUAUCCACGAUACAUGGCGAAUGGAUUAUAUCGUUCCUUGGAUUCUACACGGCAUUAGGGAUAUGUCCAACAAUGGCACCAGAUUGGAUAGACAGCUCGUCUGGCAAAUUUUGCAAGCGAGCGAGCUUUCUUUGGCUGCUUUGGGUGCCACUUUUCAGCUCCGGGAGGAGCACGCUAAGCUAUAUGGACUAGGAGAUUGCUACCCGGGUAUAAAUGGGCUUCCGAUGCCUAAGUACAGCUUGAUUUCUGCGCUGUGGACGGCGGACAAAGUCAACUACGUCGAGAGCGAACGACUCCUUGAUGCCGAAUUGAAUGUUUGCCUUCAAUGGCUGAAACAAAAAGAUCCGGGGAGUUCUGAUCAGACCGUUUCUAGUAUGAUCCAACGAAUUAAGAAGAACAUCCCCAAAGCGUUCAGAGUAUUAUGGAAACUGUAUAUGGAGCGUGUGAAUUGGUGCAUUUCCCAAGCUUCGGUGGAGGAGCAGGAUGCUGGGAAAGAGCUUCAAAAAUGUUACAUUGUGCACCGUAAAACGCACCUUUACAAGAUGGCAGCGAUGGGUUUACUAGAAGAGUCUAUCGAGCUCGCUGAGAAUUUCGAGGACAUGGACGCAUUGGUUGAACUUAUAGUCGAAAUGGAAAAUCGGAUUGGAGAUCGUCAUCCAGCAGGAGCAGGCGACCCAGCAUACGAUGGCGAAAUGGAGGCUUGCCAACUGAGAAUUGACAAGUAUUUUGAGAGAUUUGGCGAGGCUUGGGCUAACCCUUUUUAUACCCGACAGAUAUUGGCUGGUUAUCCAGAGAUGCUAGUAUUGAUGUCACCGUAUCAAGAACAUAUUACUCGUUUUCUGCAUCAGCGACCAGGUUACGCCAAGCUGAGUUGGAUGAAUGAUGUCCUAGGAGAAAAGGAUUAUGGCAGCGCUUCGAAAUCGUUAUGCAAUUUUGCGACAAGCUAUGAGUCGAAUCUAUGGAGCAAACAAGUGGAACUCGCAAUAGGAAAGCUUUGUCGGCUUGCGACACUUGAAAGUUCGGAGAAACAGGAUCUAACAAGCCUUCAGGAAGAUAUUAAACGGUUUGACGAUCUUUCCGAGCUCUCACGCAUUCAAGAAAUGCUGUACGGUCAUAUAGCACCUGCUAUACACGGCGCAAUUGACCAAAGUGCGGAGGUACAAUUAGCCAAUGAGCAGUUCGGCAAGGUAAUCGUUCAUUCGAAACCCGCUCUUCGCGAAGCUCUUCAUCGUAAUUUAGCGAAGUUGGUUGCCAAGUGCCCUAUGGAGCCUGACGAACUGGUUGAUACCCUGACAUUAAUAGAUCCCGCACCCUCUAUGAAAGAUGGGGACGAGGAUAUUAUCGGCCAUGAAUUUAGUUUGGCAUUGAAAGCUUUAAGCUUGAGUGAUUUGAGCCGUCAGGACCCUGAAUACUGCAAUGUUCUUGAAAAGCUUCUCUGGCGGCGUUGUAUGAUUCGCGAUGAUUGGGAUAUCAUUAAUCGCACCAAGCAAAAGGGAGAUAAAGAAGUGGAAGAUGUUAUCCGGUCCACCGUAUUAUUUAGGACCUUGAGUGAUAUAAAAGACUUUGAAAAUGAGUCCGAGCUGUUUUGCAAACUCCAUACGCCUGUGGAUAUUGCCAAUUCGAACAUACUUCCCCAGGGGCUUGCCUCUCGUCUCCUCCCAGAAGAGCAAGCUCGUUUACUCGAAGAUUUUGAUGAAGAAGCCAAAUUGCUACGCAGCUACAUUGAAAGGGGCAGAUUGGACGACUGGUUUACAUGGAUUGUCGGUGCUGUCAGGAGCAAUCCAGAAGAAACUUAAUGCCAGUUCAAACUUUAAUCCCUCGGCCCUAUGACUGGCAUUCGAGGCCAGACAUGAUGAAAGGCGUUGUUGGAUAGGAUGGCGAGUUAGGGUGCAAGGCGGCUGGGUUUUCUGUAGACUAAAUCAUAAUUACAUGUUAUGAUGUCCCUU